Metarhizium acridum CQMa 102 is the source of this 717-nucleotide messenger RNA. The record is from RefSeq and is a predicted model, not a curated record. Lineage: Eukaryota; Fungi; Ascomycota; Sordariomycetes; Hypocreales; Clavicipitaceae.
AUGGCUGCUCAGUUUGACCAAGAAGCCAUUUUUAAUGGUGAGCUCAUAUUGGGAGUAAGACUUCGGAUUGUGCUCAAUGAGGGGCAGGGCCAUCAAGCUCUCUCGAAGCCACCGAGCCCAUGGAAGAUUAUCGCAACGGUUACCCUCAAUUCAUAUGCAUCAUCCCAAGUCCGUGAUGAGCUUGUGGAACGCAACCACCGCAUGCUGAGUUAUGACAGCCCUCAGCCUAUGAAUAUCGCGAGUUUGCCCAACUGGAUCGAGAGCAGGGGUUCUUUAGCCGCCGAGGAAGUGGCUUAUCAGGACUCCGGCAACGACUUGUUGUGUGUUGCGGCUCACGCAGACAGUUUCCUAGAACGCCUAGAGCUUCUGGUUGAGAAAUUGGCAAUUUGGAGCUCGGAGUAUAUAGGAAAACGAGCUAAGAGCAAUGUCUCGCGCAGUCCAGACGUCUAUAUCUUUUCUGGAACCACCGUCAAGAGGCUGGCGCAAGCGCUUGCAGCCUGGGGUGUUGUGCUGCUUCUUUUGCUGCUGGUUAUUAUCCUCAGUGUGCUACAAAGCAUAUCGCUCAGGCUGGUCCUGGUCGUUCUUGCAGCAGCCAUGGCGAUAAUGCUUUUCGCCAUGAUGAGUCACACUAGGACUCGGGACUUGUUUCUGGCUGGAGCAACGUACUCUGCUGUUUUGGUGGUUUUUGUUGCAGGAACUGGCUUAACCACCCAGUGA